Bactrocera latifrons is the source of this 1589-nucleotide messenger RNA. Its product is annotated as probable cytochrome P450 313a4. Gene Ontology annotation, molecular function: heme binding; iron ion binding; monooxygenase activity. The coding region runs from base 1 to 1527 and encodes 508 amino acids. The transcript has 8 exons. Lineage: Eukaryota; Metazoa; Arthropoda; Insecta; Diptera; Tephritidae. The record is from RefSeq and is a predicted model, not a curated record.
AUGUCUCCAAGUACGGAAAAUUAUGAUAAUUGUUACUGUGUGCAAUUGCGUUAUGCAUUUGGAAUCGUGUGUUUCAUUUUGACUUCAUAUUUUUAUAUUUAUACUAAACGUAAACAAUUCAAAAAUAUCACAACGAAAAUACCAACAAUUUUUGGACUACCAUUUAUUGGGAUAGCAUAUAAGUUGGUACCUAUCAAAAGAUUUUUAUACAUAAUUAGUUCAUAUUUCGAAGAGUUCAAUACAUCAACAUAUUGCGCGUGGCUGGCUACGUGUCCAGUAAUUGUCACCAUAGACCCAGAUAUAAUCAAAACUGUUACAUCAUCAACGGAGUUUCUGACCAAAGCGGAAGUAUUAUAUAAUCCCAUUAAUAAGGCUAUACCAAAGGGAAUAAUUACAAGCGAAGUUAUUACAUGGAAGCACAAUCGCAAAUUAAUUAAUGGCUAUUUCAAUCAUAAGUUACUGAUGAGCCUUUUUCCUCUUUUUAACCGAGGUGCGAAUACUAGCGUUGAACGGUUGAGUAAACUUUCAAAUGGUGGCGAACAUAAACUAUUUGAUCUUAUUAAACGCGUAACUCUGGAAAUAGCCAUAGAAGCCACUAUGGGCAUUGACAUGAGAGAAGGUGCCAGUGAAAAUUAUGAGCUUAUCGAUUUGUUUACUAUUUUAAUGGAGAGAAUUGCCGAAGAUGCUGCGUGUUCUACAUUGGGGCUCGGUUUCUUAGCGCGCACACCCGAUUAUUAUAAGUCGCGCCGUUCUUUGCGAAAUUUUAUGAAUAAGUUAAUAGAAAAGCGUACAAACAACAAUAAUAUGCCUAAAGUUGAAGAAUGGCAGUAUGAUGAAGUAACCAUGAGCUCAUUUUUAGAUAUUGCACUAAAUUAUUGCGAUAAUGGAAAAUUUGAAAAGGAAGACGUUAUCAUAGAAUCUAUCAGCUUGAUUGGUGCGUCGUUCGAAACAGUUGCCACUGCGAUUUAUUCAGGCUUAGUAAUGUUGUCUAUGCAUUCGGAUGUUCAAGAGAAACUUUUUCAAGAAAUCCAUUCGAUAUGGUCAGUAAAUGACAUACAAGUUACUUACGACCAUCUGAAAGAAGUUCCUUACCUAGAUAUGGUUGUUGCGGAAACGCUACGACUUAUGCCAUCAAUACCAAUAGUCGGACGUCAAACUAUACAUGAAACGAAAUUAACGUCAGAUUUAAUUUUGCCACCAAAAAUGCAAGUGAUAGUACCAAUAUUCACUUUGCAUCGUGCGAAAACUUGGUGGGGACCAAAAGCACACCUCUUCAAUCCCGACAAUUUUCUGCCCGAAAACAUAGCCAAACGAAAUCCAUAUGUAUAUAUGCCAUUUUCAAAAGGCGCCAGAAACUGCAUUGGCUGGCGUUAUGCUGAGAUCGCAGUAAGGAUUUUGCUUAUAUUGCUCGUCCGGAACUUCAAAUUCUCUACAACAUUCAAGUAUGAAGAUCUACAUUUCGUCGACCACAUAAGUUUGUGGUACGACGUUGAACCAAAUAUAAGACUUGAAUUGAGAAAAUUAUGAAGCAUCAUGGAAAUUUGAAUUGACUUAAUAAACUAAUAUGAAAUUAUCUAUAGGAAUAUAUA